This is a messenger RNA of Electrophorus electricus (electric eel), 3729 nucleotides long. It is a transcript of the gene mlxipl, whose product is annotated as MLX interacting protein like. Gene Ontology annotation, cellular component: nucleus. Gene Ontology annotation, biological process: regulation of transcription by RNA polymerase II. Gene Ontology annotation, molecular function: protein dimerization activity; RNA polymerase II cis-regulatory region sequence-specific DNA binding; DNA-binding transcription factor activity, RNA polymerase II-specific. Lineage: Eukaryota; Metazoa; Chordata; Actinopteri; Gymnotiformes; Gymnotidae. The record is from RefSeq and is a predicted model, not a curated record.
ACAUUUUUUUUUUUUAAAGCAAUGGCAAAGAUAGAAAGGGUCUCUCCAAAGUUUCCCGAAGAGCCAAAGGCGGCCCGAAUGGCAGAUUCCGAAUCCGAGUCCGAUCCGGACGACGGCUCGGCGAAUGCCGAGGCUACCUCGACAUCAGAAAUCUUCCGGCGCACGCAAGUCAUCCACAGUGGGCACUUUAUGGUGUCCUCACCCCACAGUGACACUGUCCCGCGCAGGCGGAGAAGCGGAGCAGCGGUGGAUUAUGACUUCGACACUGUCAACAGGCCGGGCUGUCAGACCUAUAGGUUCGGUCCGUUCAGCUCCAGGCGCCUCAGCAUAGACCCGACCCUCACGUGCCUGUUUGAGUGCAUGACACUGGCGUACAGUGGGAAGAUAGUGUCUCCCAAGUGGAAGUCCUUCAAAGGCCUGAGGCUGCUGUGGAGGGAUAAGAUCCGCCUGAAUAACGCCAUCUGGAGAGCCUGGUUCAUUCAAUAUGUGGAGAAAAGGAAAAAUCCAGUCUGUGGGUUCAUCACUCCACUGGAGGGGUCUGAGGCAGAUGCUCAUCGCAAGCCAGCGGCAAUCGUGUUGGAGGGAAACUACUGGAAGCGACAGAUAGAAGUGGUGAUAAAAGAAUAUCACAAAUGGAGGAUUUAUUACAAGAAGAGGAAACACAAGGACCUUAUGUCUGUUCUUCAGAAGACACCCAUCUGCAGGACGGAGCUGGAGAAAUGGUCCAAUCAGAUGUAUCCAGAGGGGAACACGACUCCAGAUGAGGUGCAUAUGUUUGACUUAGACUGCUUCCUAUCGGAUAUCUCGGAUACACUUUUCACCAUGACCCAAAAGCCCUUCCCCUGGACUGACGACCGCCACAACUCCUACACCAGUAAUGCUGAUAUGAUCCAACCCGGGCUGACUCCUCUUCAGCCCAACCUGGAUGACCUCAUGGACAUUCCCGACAUCUUCACGAGCUACCGCGGUCAACCCCUGGAGUCAAGUGCCUACACCGACUACGGGUUCUUCGAUGGCCCACCCAGCGCACCGUUCGCCACUACGCUGCCAGCCGCGGCCGGCACAUCCCCCGUGCGCGCGGGAUCCCAGCUCACACAGUCCAGUCUAGCAGCCGAGAGUUUGCCCCAGCCUUCUGCAGUCACGUUACCAAGUCCUGGCUAUCUACGCCCACCGUUGACCUCUGACAUGACCUUUGAUACCACCAGCAUGGCCUCUGAGCCCAAGUUCAAGGGUCACUCCGAGUAUAGCCCGCAAGGCGAGGUCACUCGCUCUCUCACCGUCCCUCCUGGCAUGGACUCGUAUGGGCAACAGCAGUCUUAUGGUGGCCCUGCUGCUGCCAUGGCAACCUCGCCCAUGGCCUCCACUUCCAUAGCACAGGAGAACCCUUACCUGUACCCGACAACUUGUCUCAAGUACAGACCUCCAUCAACCGGCCAAUCAGGAAACAGCAAUGCACCAACAGCUACUGUCAUCACCCACACCGGAUCUGCCACAAAUGUCCUAUCGGGAGACCCUCAGCUGAGCCAUAACUACCCCAGCCUUCCAGAAAUGUUGCCAGUCCCCCUGGGAUACCAGCCAGUAACCAUGGCCCCACCUCCUCCAGUCCUGCCUUCACCUGGACAUUCCUACUGCUUCUCUGUGCCACAGCAGGUGGGCGUGGCCACGGGCAGAGGGAAGCACAAACAGAAGAGCGGAGGGGUGCGAGUGUUUCCCGUGUUGGCAUCUUCAGCUCCGCCCAUGCAGACCAGCUGCCUAGCCAAGCUCCUGUCCUCCAGCACUAAAGACCGAAAACCUACUUUGGGUUAUGACGCUCCCUUCGUCAGGUCGAAGGGCCACAGAGCAGCUUCUCCUGUUGUAGCACAGUCUACCAGCGGCAUGUCAGCAGGUCAGGAAGGCUCUCAGGCAUCCCAGCAUGCCCCGUGGCCCCCUGUGGAGAUGCUGCAGGGCCCCACGCAGAUGGCCGCCGCCUCCCGCGGCUCUGUCGUCUCCUCCCUCCUCACCCAGGGGCCUCCACUGCUCGUCCCCAAAACAGAGAAGCUCUCGCCCGUCCAAAUCCACGCCCCGGAGAGGACGAGCCUGACAGUGAGCUUUUCAGGAAACUUCGGCCCAACAUCCCCAACCGUUACCCCGGAGACCUCUGAGUCAUCACACUCCUUACCCGGAGUAGCCAAGUCAGAACCCAACAGGACAGACUCACGGCGGAUCACGCACAUAUCUGCGGAGCAGAAGAGGAGGUUUAACAUCAAACUGGGGUUCGACACCUUACAUGGCCUGGUGACUGCACUGAGCUCUCAGCCCAGUGUUAAGAUCAGCAAGGCCACCACUCUGCAGAAGACGGCGGAGUAUAUCAGCAAGAUGCAGCAGGAGAGGAUGCAGCUCCACGAGGAGGCGCAAAGGCUCCGAGACGAGAUCCUGGCGCUCAACACUGCCAUCAAUGUGUGUCAGCAGCAGCUCCCUGCCACGGGUGUGCCCAUCACCCGUCAGCGUUUCGAUCACAUGAGGGAGAAGUUCCGAGAAUACGUCAGGGCUCAGACGCUGCAGAACUGGAAGUUCUGGAUCUUCAGCGUGAUCAUGGAGCCUCUGUUUGAGUCCUACAAUGGCAUGGUGUCCACAGCAAGUAUGGAAGACAUGUGUCGCACCACCAUCAACUGGCUGGACCAGCACUGCUCCCUGCCCGCCCUCCGACCCACUGUUCUAAGCUCACUCCGAUUUCUCAGUACCUCCACGUCCAUCCUGACGGACCCCAGUCUGGUUCCCGAGCAGGCUACUCAGGCUGUCACUCAGGGCCGUCCCUCCCAUGGCUACAACCAAUGACGGUGCUCUCCCUCUCAAGUCUGCAACCAAUCACAUUGCCCCUCACAAAGCUAAAGCCAAUAACAACAUUCAUUCCCACAGCAGUAACUAAUAACAAUAUUGUCUCUGACCACAUCCAAAGACAUCCAAAGUACUUCACUUAAAAUGAACGCCCUCCCUCACAGCUACAUCACCGUUUAUAACUGCACAAAACAACAACAACAACAACACACGAAUGUUAAUGUGGAACACCUCAAGAGUAUCCUUGGUGCUUACGACCACCACCUAAUGUUCUCAUGCCACCUACGCUUGCUGCCUUGCUGUCAGUGGUUCAUGCAGCCAUUUGUGACACUUUGACACUAUGUGGUAAAGUGAAAAACCAGAAAACGGCAGUUCUACCUGCUAGCUGCAUUGUGCCUCACUGACAGUUCAAACAGAUAAAUAGCAUUGGUCUUUUUUGUCUGUUUUCUGUAUUUAAAUUCUGUAUCAGAUGAACGUUAAUUAUGGGCCAUGUUUCUCAGACAGGGCAUAGCGCAAUAGAAAGAAUGGUAGUUCCUCUACCACUUUGUUCUGAUCUUUGUCAUGACCGUUUUCUGAAGCUCGGUCCAAAAACAGUAGCGUUUAGAUUAAAAUAAUUAAAGUUACUUUAAAUUUUGGUCCACCUAGAUGCAUUAUUAUCCUGGUCGCACAGUAAUCCCCUAUGGCCUCAUGUGCCUGCCGAUUUAAACUGCUAGCCGACUUUUGUCAUAUUUUCGUUUUGCUGUUCAAGAAACGCUCGAUGGCUCUUUUAGGAGAGACCGAAGUUCUGUGCCUUGUUCUCAUGUUUGUUACACAAGUUAUGAAAAUGCACUGUUGCAGUUUUGUUUGAACAAGUGUUUAAAUUCUCAGGUUAAUACUGUUGUGCAAAAUUGCAGUUUUGGAGAUUACUGCUAAAAA